This is a messenger RNA of Sinocyclocheilus grahami, 1722 nucleotides long. Its product is annotated as protein arginine N-methyltransferase 7. The record is from RefSeq and is a predicted model, not a curated record. The coding region runs from base 226 to 1722 and encodes 498 amino acids. Gene Ontology annotation, molecular function: protein-arginine N-methyltransferase activity; histone methyltransferase activity. Gene Ontology annotation, biological process: peptidyl-arginine methylation, to asymmetrical-dimethyl arginine; chromatin remodeling. NCBI's taxonomy places the organism in Eukaryota, Metazoa, Chordata, Actinopteri, Cypriniformes, Cyprinidae. The transcript is spliced from 13 exons.
GUUUCUGUAUUAUUAACACAACGCAUAACACACAAAUGUACUGGCAAAGGCUGAAGGGAAGCGACCUUCAGUGGUCACGUGAUCUUAGGGGCGUGACUUCACGAAAAAAACAUGGCUGCGCCCGGAGAGAUCAUGUUGGAUUAAUCUGCUAUUUGUGAACGAUCUAGGCAUUAUAAUAUAAAAUGCAUUCAUAAAUAAGAUUGUUUACUUAUAACUGAAGUGACAAUGAAGACAUUUUGCGGUCGUGCAAAUCCAACAACCGGAGCGCUGGAUUGGGUUGAGGAAAGCGAGGAGUAUGAUUACCAUCAGGAGAUUGCGAGAUCCGGCUAUGCAGAUAUGCUCCAUGAUAAAGACAGAAAUGAGAAAUACUACCAGGGCAUUCGAGCAGCGGUGAGCAGAGUAAAGGCACGCGGUGAACAGGUGGUGGUCCUGGACAUCGGCACUGGGACGGGUUUGCUCUCCAUGAUGGCUGUGACGGCUGGAGCCGAUUAUUGCUAUGCUAUAGAGGUGUUUAAACCCAUGGCACAGGCUGCCACUUGCAUCGUGGAGAGGAACGGCUUCUCAGAUAAAAUCAAGGUCAUCAACAAACACUCCACAGAGGUUACAGUUGGACCAGAUGGAGACAUGCAAGAACGAGCUAACAUCCUUGUAACGGAGCUGUUUGACACAGAGCUGAUCGGUGAAGGAGCAUUGCCCAGCUAUGAACAUGCACACAUGCACCUCGUCCAGGCAGAUUGUGAAGCUGUGCCACAUCGUGCCACGGUCUAUGCCCAGCUGGUGGAGUCGGAUAUGCUGUGGAAAUUGUCACAGCUCCAACCCAUAGAGGUGGAUGGGAACAAACUGCUGCCCCCUCCUGCUGUGGUGAAGUGUGCAGGAGCGCCCUCUGUCUGUGAUAUCCAGCUUAGCCAGGUGCCACCAGAGUCUUUCACUCCCCUCGGGCCCAUCUGCACCAUGUUCAGGGUGGAUUUCAGCAAACAGGUUAGUAGCGCUGCUCAGUCCUACACGGCACAGUUCAAAGCACAGACCAGCGGGAGAGCACAGGUGGUCUUAUCCUGGUGGGACAUCGACAUGGACCCUGAUGGCAGCAUUGUGUGCACUAUGACCCCCAGUUGGAACUACUCAGAUCCUCAUACUUACCCUUGGAGGGAUCACUGGAUGCAGAGUGUCUACUUCCUGCCUGCAGAGAAGAAUGUGUCAGAAGGAGAAGAGCUGAAUUUAAUCGUCUCCCAUGAUGACUACAGUCUCUGGUACAGCCUUACGCACAAUGUACAAAAUGAUGUCAAAGUGGCAACGUUUCGGCCAUGCUGCACCUGUCAGGCCCAUCUGGUCUGGACGAGGCCUCGCUUCGGGGAACUGAAUGACAAGCAGAGGACUGAGAGUUAUGUGAACGCAUUACGCCGUAUUGUGAAACCAGACAGUGUGUGUUUGUCUGUCAGUGAUGGGAGCCUGUUACCCAUUUUUGCUCAUCUACUUGGGUCUAAAAAGGUGUUCAGUUUGGAAAGCUCUGGAAUGGCGAAACAAGUGAUCGAACAGGCGCUGAAUACUACCUCACUGAAGCAUGGAGUACAGCUGCUGGGAAUACGACCUGAGCAGCUCUCAUUAGCUGAUUUAGAAGGAAAUCAGAUUUCAGUAUUGAUGGGAGAGCCGUACUUUAGCACCAGUCUUCUGCCGUGGCACUCUCUGUUUUUCUGGUAUUGCCGCACCGCUGUGGCGCAAAAAUAA